Messenger RNA from Rattus norvegicus (Norway rat), 839 nucleotides. The record is from RefSeq and is a predicted model, not a curated record. NCBI's taxonomy places the organism in Eukaryota, Metazoa, Chordata, Mammalia, Rodentia, Muridae.
GAAAUGGUCUCGGAGGGGAGAUGAGUAGGAGGGGCAGGGAUUGUUAGGGACAGUCAGGACGAAUCAUGGAGAAGCACCACCUUCCAAGAAUUUUCCUGAGAGGGGAGAGGGCUAGAGGUCUGGUAAGGCUGUAAAUCUACGCGCGAGUGAAAUUGGUACCUACUACUUUCCACAUCACAGUAGUAAUGAAUCCCGGUGGAAGCAUCAUAAUACGGUUGGUUCUCCUUUCAAAGUCAAGACAGAUUGGAAUGUCACAUGGCACACCAGCAACCCUGACUUUACCAAGUGCUUUCAGAAUACGGUCCUCACAUGGGUGCCUUGUUUCUACCUCUGGUCCUGUUUCCCCCUCUACUUCCUCUAUCUCUCUCGACAUGACCGGGGCUACAUCCAGAUGACACACCUCAACAAAGCCAAAACUGCCUUAGGAUUCUUUCUGUGGAUCAUCUGCUGGGCAGACCUCUUCUACUCUUUCUGGGAAAGAAGUCAGGGAAUGCUCCUAGCCCCGGUGCUACUGGUCAGCCCGACACUGCUAGGCAUCACCAUGCUGCUCGCCACCUUUUUAAUUCAGUUUGAGCGAAGGAAAGGAGUCCAGUCCUCAGGGAUAAUGCUUACUUUCUGGCUUGUAGCCCUACUCUGCGCCCUUGCCAUCUUGAGAUCUAAGAUCAUCUCUGCCUUAAAAAAGGAUGCUCAAGUGGACAUGUUUCGAGAUUCUGCAUUCUAUCUCUACUUCACCCCCGUGUUCAUUCAGCUCGUGCUGUCCUGCUUCUCAGACAGCUCACCCUUGUUCUCUAAAACUGUCCGUGACCCGUAAGUGUGACCCAGGCAUGUAUGCCCAGGUG